UGGAGCGAGGCGCGGGCAUAGUAGCCGGUGUUCUUGAGAGGAGCGGCACUGAAAGAAGCGGCGCGAGCGGGAAAGCACGAGCAGCGCCUCCGGCUUCGGUUCGCAGCUCUGUGAUAGUGGCGUGGGCGCUGCUGACAGUGAGGAGCAGCCCUCGUUCACGCCUCUAGAGGACGCGCGAGGCCGGAGUGUUCAAUUUUCUCACGUCUUUCGCUCGGUCGGUCGUCUGCGGGCUUCGUUCGGAUCGUUGGGUUCGAACGUUCGUGGGGCGAACGGAGUCUGUGGCGACAUUUGUCCUGUAGGAGCGAGUGAGUGCCUGUUCCGUCCGUGACCGAUAUCUUGCCGGGCCCUCUGCAGAUGUUGCGAAUUGUGUCUCUGUGUCCCAUUAGUCCCCGAGUGUGGAUAUUAGGACUUCUUUCGUUGUUCGUCGAGAUUGAGUGUUGAUGGUUGUUUCGCUCUUACCGUACAGAGCUCUACGGUCGAUUAGCCGAUCGAAUCUACGUACACUGUCGGAGAAGCUCCAAGGAAUUGCACCUGCAACCGGGGUGAGUUGUGCGAUGAAUGGGCACGUAAAUGGAGGACCACCUGCAGCAGGGAUGGCGCCCUCCAGAGGUGUCCCGGCGGCUGGAGGUGCACUCGCCAAAGGAGGAGGAGUGGACAAGGCUGCCGACUUCGCCAACUACUUCUGCACUUAUGCAUUCUUAUAUCACCAAAAGGAGAUGCUCUCUGACCGCGUGCGCAUGGAUGCGUACUACAGGUCGAUCUUUCGUAAUGCGAAACACUUCUUAGGAAAGACUGUAUUGGACGUAGGGACAGGCAGUGGCAUCCUCGCAAUUUGGGCCGCCCAGGCUGGUGCCAGAAAAGUUUAUGCCGUCGAAGCUACUGUCAUGGCUAGACACGCUCGGUCACUUAUAGCUGGCAAUAAUGUCGAUCAUAUUGUCGAAGUUAUCGAAGGUGCCAUCGAAGACAUCACUAUCCCUGAGAAAGUCGACAUUAUCAUCUCGGAGUGGAUGGGGUACUUUCUCGUGCGGGAGUCCAUGUUCGACUCGGUGAUUUAUGCCCGUGAUAAGUGGUUGAAGCCAACUGGAAUCAUGUACCCGAGUCAUGCGCGGAUGUGGGUUGCUCCAAUGAGGACAAGCCUCGUCGAACAUAAGCAGCAAGAAUUUCAACAUUCCAUGGCAGAUUGGGGAUGCUUCUUACAGGAUACCAGUGAUCAUUACAACGUUGACAUGAGCUGUCUGUCCAAUCCCUACAAAGAGGAGCAAACAAAAUACUUUUUGCAGACUUCGAUGUGGAACAGUCUGUACCCGAAUCAAAUAAUUGGCCAACCGGUUAUUAUUAAGGAAUUUGACUGUCUUACUACAACCAUGGAGGAGGUUUCGAGUGUACGAUCGUCAUUUAAGUUGCCCUUUCACCCUGGGCAUUCAAGAUUGUGCGGAUUCGCUGGUUGGUUCGACGUCCAUUUCAAGGGUAGUCCAACCGAUCCGGCAGACCAUGAGGUGGAGUUGACUACUGCUCCCAGCACCGACGAAACAACCCAUUGGGGGCAACAGGUCUUCCUCCUCCAUCCACCUCUUAACCUGCAAGACGGUGAUAUUUUGUCAUGUUCUCUUGAUAUCACCCGUUCAAGAGAUAACCACCGUCUUAUGGACGUGAAAUUUGUUCACCAAUUGGAACGAGCAUCAGGUGAAAAAACCCCUCUCAUAACUUCACCCUACUUCAUCGAAUGAUCGUUCAAACGAUCGACUUUUGUCUAUCCAGAUUCAAGGUUAUCUCAGACUGGAUGUCUCCAGGAGCCAUUCUGUCAAGUUCUAACCAACAGGAUUGAUUAAAAUUCUGAGAACUGCCUUAGCACAUGCCAAGGGACUGGGGUCUGUGACGAAGACAGACUUUGUCACCUAUCGUCAGUCUAGGAACUUUGUACGGAUAUUUUUGGAGAAUGUAUAAUUAACAUCAACCCCUUCAAUUACUUGGAAGCGAGGUGAUUUGGCCUUCUCA
This is a messenger RNA of Marchantia polymorpha subsp. ruderalis, 1995 nucleotides long. NCBI's taxonomy places the organism in Eukaryota, Viridiplantae, Streptophyta, Marchantiopsida, Marchantiales, Marchantiaceae. The record is from the annotation of a GenBank genome assembly.